UGAGUGGUCAAAGAAGAUAGCGUCCGGGCAGUGCGUCCCUAGGAAUCCAAAACCCCUAAAACCCCUCGCACUCGUCAGUCGUCACCCUCCGCUCUCCACUGCAACAAUCGAGCUAUACUUCCCAACUCAACCUCUCCCCCUUUCUUCCUCUUUUGCAAAAACCCUAAUCCUCUGUCUUGGAUUCCUUUCUCCCAAACAUGAAAGAAGAAGACGCCGGACCGCCCAACAGAGAACUCUACGCGCUUCUCAACAUCUCUCCCGACGCCUCGGAUGAAGAAAUCAGAAAAGCGUAUCGUCAAUUCGCCCAAGUCUAUCAUCCUGACAAAUACCAACCUCAUCAGAUGAAGGAAAUUGCUACAGAGAACUUCCAAAGGAUAUGUGAAGCAUAUGAAAUUUUAUCUGAUGAGCAUAAAAGGCAGAUAUAUGAUAUAUAUGGUAUGGAAGGGCUGACUGCAGGCCUGGAACUUGGUCCAAAACUGAAUAGAGCUGAAGAGAUUAAGCAAGAAUUUGAAAGAUUACGACGUAGGAAGGAACAAGAGAAGGUCUCAGCCCAUAUUCGUCCUUCUGGUUCAAUUUUAGCCAAUUUGUCUUUGCCUGAGUUUCUUAAUGGUGAUGGCAUCAUGAUAGGCAUGUCUAUGUCUAGUGACCUCCAAGCUCAAAUAUCCAAACGCAAUGCUAUUGCUAUUGGUGGAAAUUUGGCAGUCAAUGGGAAUGUUGGUGGUGGAGCAGCUACUGCUGUCUUUAGGCAUCAGAUUUCUUCAGUUUCUUCAAUAGAAUUCAUGGCCUCAGCUGGUUUACGGGCAUUAAUUGGCAUACAAACAUCACGCAAUCUAUCACUUCACUCAACUGCAACAACUGGAAUUGCAGUGUCUUUGAGAGAUGGUUCAAUCAAUCUUACCAAUGCCUGGACUCGUCAACUGUCUGAAACGACAAGCGGAACUAUACAGCUGGCUUUGGGUCCAGAAUCAUCCGUUGCUGUUGGAUGGCAAAAGAAGGAAGAGAAAAUGUCUGCUUCUGGAGAACUGAAGUUUGGAACAAGUUCUUUUGGGGCAACUGCGAGUUACAUUCGUCGCUUCUCCUCAAAAUCCCAUGGUCGUAUUGCAGGCAGAGUUGGAAGCUCUGCUCUUGAGAUUGAAGUUGGGGGUGGAAGGAAAUUAUCUGAUUUCAGUACUGUCCGCAUGUUAUAUUCUAUAGGAAUUCAGGGCAUUUAUUGGAAAAUUGAAUUUCAUCGUGGAGGUCAAAAGCUAAUUAUUCCUAUUCUGCUUUCCAGGCAAUUGGAUACUGUGUUUGCAACUGGUGCUUUUGUGAUUCCGACAUCAAUUUACUUUUUACUCAAGAAAUUUAUUGUCAAACCAUACUACCUUAGGCGGGAAAAGCAGAAGAAAUUAGAGAAUAUAGAGAAAACUUCGGUGCAGGUUCAAGAGGCAAGGGUGGCAGCUGAGAAAGCCCAACAGUUGUUACAAAAUGUAGCCAAUAGGAAGAGAAAUAGACAGUUAGAAACAGGUGGACUUGUCAUUACCAAAGCAGUUUAUGGUAAUCGGAAAGCUUUGAAUGAACCAGGAGAAGGAGAUGAUCAAUUAGCUUCACAAGUUGUUGAUGUCACUUUGCCCUUAAAUUUUUUGGUUAAUGAUUCUGGGCAACUUAAGCUUCACGAGGGUGUAAAGAAAUCGGGCAUUAUGGGCUUCUGUGAUCCAUGUCCUGGAGAACCCAAGCAGUUGUAUGUGGAGUACACUUAUGGUGGCGAUAGAUAUGAGGUGAUAGUUGAUGAUUAUGAGGAGUUGCUAAUACCCCAGAGAUCACAUAGAGCCUGAAAGUCAUCCAAGAUGCUCAUGUUCUUGGAACAGGUCCCAGUUGAGAUUAAAAGCUAUUACUAAAACUUCUUCUUUGGUCACCUCCUGCAAUUUUGCAUGCUAUGCCAUGCCCUUGAGGUAUCAUGGCUCAUAGUUUCACUUUUUAAUGUCAUUUUCAUUUUUGGGACGGUGUAUUGAAUAAGAGGGUUAAUCACAUUUAUGGUGCAGCUUACUGAUAAAAGGUUUUAUUAAAGCUGUGUCCAUAGAACCGUUGUAGUCCCAAUUACAUUGUCGGAUGUUAUACAAUUGGGGGGCUGAUUUCAGUUUCUCAUUUGCCUCCAUAAACAGGCACAAUAGAAAUCCACAUUUUAAGGAAUG
Messenger RNA from Vitis riparia (riverbank grape), 2168 nucleotides. RefSeq names its product chaperone protein dnaJ 13. Bases 198 to 1811 code for a protein of 537 amino acids. The record is from RefSeq and is a predicted model, not a curated record. Lineage: Eukaryota; Viridiplantae; Streptophyta; Magnoliopsida; Vitales; Vitaceae. The transcript has 13 exons.